Molecule: messenger RNA, 1248 nt
Organism: Musa acuminata AAA Group (dessert banana)
Lineage: Eukaryota; Viridiplantae; Streptophyta; Magnoliopsida; Zingiberales; Musaceae
Product: polygalacturonase QRT2-like
Exons: 9
Coding region: 1-1248 (415 amino acids)
Biological process (GO): carbohydrate metabolic process
Molecular function (GO): polygalacturonase activity
Source: RefSeq, a predicted model, not a curated record
AUGCAGCAGCUUCUCCCUGCCCUGCUGCUCCUCAUCCUAACUCAUCUCCCGGUGGCCAUCAAAGACCUCGUUGCAUUCGAUGUAAAAGACUAUGGAGCUGCGGGUGAUGGCAUCACGGACGACACACAGGCAUUUGCAGAUGCGUGGGAAGCUACAUGCAGGAAGGCUACAGGUCUUCCCAUCAUGUUCAUCCCUGGGAAGAAUAAGUUCUUAGUGAGCCCCAUCAUAUUUAAGGGGCCAUGCAAGGCCUCCAAUGUCCUGGUUCAGGUUGAAGGAACACUUGUGGCACCUGACAGCCCGAGCACGUGGAACUUCACCGACGCCUCCCUCUGGAUUCAGUUCAAGUCCGUCGAUGGGCUGAGACUCACCAGUUCUGGCUUUGGUCUGUUUGACGGCCGAGGAUCCAACUGGUGGAGGCAAUCUUGCAAACUCGAUCCCAGAAAGGGAUGCACUUCUUUGGCGCCAACUGCAGUAAAAUUUGUGCAGUGCAAUGACCUUGCAGUGAGCAGUCUGCGGUUCAUAAACAGCCCACAGACACAUAUUUUGAUAAUAGACAGUAACAGGGUUUACGUCACUAACCUUAACAUCACAGCUCCUGGGACGAGUCCCAAUACUGAUGGCAUCCACAUCCAUGCUUCCCGACAUGUUUAUAUCCAAGACACCAUCAUAGGAACAGGUGAUGACUGCAUUUCAAUCGGGGAUCGUACUAGUGACAUAGUUGUAACACGAAUAACAUGUGGUCCGGGACAUGGAAUAAGUGUAGGAAGCUUAGGCAGGGGAGGCUCAAAUGUUUCAGUCGAAAGGAUUCAAGUAUCUUAUGUGAACUUUUUUAACACAACCAAUGGUGCUAGGAUCAAAACUUGGCAGGGAGCCACAGGUUAUGCAAAAUCAAUGUCAUUCGAGAAAAUCAAAUUCAACAAUGUACAAAAUCCUAUCAUAAUUGAUCAAAACUAUGGUGCUAAAGCCAACAAUUAUACCAUUCAGCAAAAUGCAGUGCAGAUUAGCAAUGUGAGAUAUGCCUACUGUGCUGGAACUGCAAAGACAGAUAUUGCUAUCAACUUAAACUGCAGCCAGACUGUCCCUUGCACUGACAUCCAAUUCGACAAUGUUAACAUACCAGUGACAUCUCGGGGAGAUACCACAAGGGCUUACUGCAACAAUGCCCAUGUUACCACAUCUGGAUACAUCAAUCCCCCAGUUAUGCCCUGUUUUCCCCUGAAGCAAUCAGUUGAUAAUAUCAUCUCUUAG